UAAGCGCGAAUAUCACCAUGUUGUCAAGCUUCCUCAGCACUGACAGAAGAAACUUGUGCAUAAUCGGGGCGAUUAUACUGAUCAUAAUCAUCACCAUCAUGUUAAGGAGAUGGGCGGUGUACUUGGAGAAUAAAGAUCAGGAAGAAAAAAGUUGUUAUCAAAAAUCCGAAAGUGAUGAUCAGAAGUCCGUAUCCAAGAGUUGUGUUAUAAGUGGCUGCUCUAGUGUUGUCAAGACGUAUACUUUUGAAGAAUUGAAGGAAGCAACAAGAGACUUUCGCAUAAGAAUUGGCGUUGGUGCAACGUCUUUUGUGUAUCUUGCACAGCUGGAGGAUGGAAUAUUUGGAGCAGUGAAGCGCGUUAUGGAGGACAGAGGAGGCAGCAAGAAAAUGUUCUUGGAUGAGGUCUCGAUUCUGCUCAGAAUCUCACAUCCUAAUCUGGUGGGAAUGAUGGGGUUUUGUCUGGAACAAGGUGAACAGCUUUUACUGUUAGAAUACGUCCCGAACAAAAGCCUCUACGACAGAAUGCACACACAGCAAGGCCAAUGCAGAGGCACACUCUCCUGGUCCAACCGAGUCAGCAUCGCUCUAGACCUUGCACGAGCCCUAGACUAUCUCCACAACGUCGCUGAUCCUCCAGUAAUUCACCGCGACAUCAAAUCAUCCAACAUCCUCCUUGUCAACAACAACCGCGCAAAACUUGCAGAUUUUGGCCUAUGCAAAUUAGGCCAUGACAUCCAAACCGCGCCCCUGACACCGACCACUAUCAAAGGCUCACUAGGCUACGUCGACACAAAUUAUCUCAACACGGGCUUACUGUCCCCAAAAAGCGAUGUUUAUAGCUUUGGAGUGAUCUUGCUCGAGCUUGUCACGGGCUUAAAAUCAUUUCUAGGCUCCACAACAAUAGCAGAGUGGACUGAGGAGUGUCGAAAAAAUCAGAAUGUGGAUGUUUUGGUAGGCUUGUUGGAUCCGAAGCUUAAAGGUGAUGCAGAUUUGGAGCAACUUAAAGUUUUGAUUGAGUUGGCUAAUUUAGCUCUGCUUGAAAACGCUGAAGCAAGACCAGAUAUGAAAUUUAUCGUAAGUACAUUAUUAGAUUGUACAGAAGAUAAACUUCAGCCAGAGUUGCCGGUUUAAGUUUACCGUAGAGGUUGGUUAAUAGAACAUUGUAUAAACUUGUUAAGUGGUGCAUAGAAACUCCUCCACUCCUUGAUCCUGAAUCAAAUCCUCCUUUUUUGAUCA
Molecule: messenger RNA, 1235 nt
Organism: Daucus carota subsp. sativus
Lineage: Eukaryota; Viridiplantae; Streptophyta; Magnoliopsida; Apiales; Apiaceae
Product: probable receptor-like protein kinase At1g49730
Exons: 2
Coding region: 18-1130 (370 amino acids)
Biological process (GO): protein phosphorylation
Molecular function (GO): protein kinase activity; ATP binding
Source: RefSeq, a predicted model, not a curated record